CCCCCAGAAGUCACAACCGACGACACCGCGAAAACUCCGGAGGACACAUGGCGAACUCGAUGGCGUUGUUGGCUCUGCUCGUAGCAGCCGUGGCCGUGUGCAGCUCAGCGCCUGCAGAUACCGACGAGGAAUUGGCAGAGACAUACCUCAAUCAUUUCUACCACUUCAAGUUGAACUCUCGGACCAACAUGGCGGACACGCUGAAGGUCAUGCAGGAGUUCCUGGGUCUCCAAGUGACGGGGAAACUGGACAUGGAGACAAUCGAGGUGAUGAAGAAGCCGCGCUGCGGAGUCCCCGACGUCGCUGAGUACAACCUCUUCCCCCAGCGCUACAAGUGGCCCAAGAACGACGUCACCUACAGGAUAAACAACUACACGCCGGACAUGCCGGAGCAAGAGGUGGACAGGGCCAUCAUCGGGGCCUUGAAAGUGUGGAGCGACGUGACGCCGCUCGUCUUCACCAGGCUCUACCAUGGAGAAGCCGACAUCAUGAUCAAGUUCGGUUCUCGGACCCACGGUGACCUGUCGCCAUUCGAUGGCCCUGAUGGGAUCUUGGCCCACGCGUACGCGCCUCCCACCGCCGGCAUCGGAGGCGACGCGCAUUUCGACGAGGACGAGUUCUGGACGUCGAGCUCCAAAGGCUACAACCUCUUCAUCGUCGCCGCUCACGAGUUUGGCCACGCGCUGGGGCUGGAGCACUCGGAGGACCCUGGCGCGCUCAUGUUCCCCACCUACGCCUACGUGGACAAGUUCUGUCUCCCCAAGGACGACAUCGACGGAAUCCAGGCCCUUUACGGCCCGAACCCCAAUGGGAACGCCAUGGACUGCAAGCCCCCAGAGGGAGCCCCGAAGCGCUGCAACUCGGAGACCACGUUCGACAGCGUCACGGAGUUCCGCACUGAGCUCAUCAUGUUCAGCGGCAGAUACCUGUGGCGCGUCAACAGCCAAAACACGCGGAACCUGGAAGCGGAAAUGAUCAGCACCUACUGGCCCUUCCUGCCGGACAGGGUCGACGCGGCCUACGAAGACUACGAGCGCGAUGUCAUCUUGGUUUUCAAAGGGAAUCAAUACUGGGCGAUCAAUGGAUUCGACAUGAUGCCGGGGUAUCCCAAAAAGCUGACCCAGCUCGGCUUCCCGUCGGACGUCAAUCUGAUCGAUGCGGCCCUGCACAUCAAGGAUGAGAGGAAGACCUUCUUCUUCGUGAAAGGCAGAUACUGGAGCUACGAUGAAAGCACGAGGAGGAUGGACUUGGGAUACCCGCGGAAUGUGCGUUCAGACUGGCCGGGGAUUCCUAGACGUCCCAGUGCUGCGUUCACCCACACCAGAUACGUUUACUUCAUCGACGGGCGACGCCAGAUAAAGUUCGACUACGAGCGUAAGCGGACGAUAGCGGUCAACUGGUCCAACGUCUGGCUGGGCUGUUAGACGACGGUCAACUCGACAGCACCGCCACCAUCAUCACCACCACCACCACCACCAACACCCAGCAACCAGGGCCUGGAGUAACCCAGGGGGCUUGAAUGGCUGCAGCCCAAGACCUCAGAUUUGAACCCCCUCCACCACCGCACCUUACCCCGCCAAUAUAUAUCGUAUUUUUUGGAUUAUAAGAUAUACAAACUUACGUCCCACAGUAAUUUAAAUCAAACCGUUGUGAGCGCGUCUUACGAUCCGGAGAAUUCAUUGGUCUUGGGAAGAAGACGUGUUUGUUUGAUGGACAGUCGUCCGGAAGGAAUCUUCCGGAAGGCGGUUCUCCAGAGGGAUAAAUGACCGCCCAGAGGACGGGAGGCACCGCCAGCCGUUGAGAACAAGUCUUCCGGGAGACUUCUUUACCACAUUCUUAAGCAGCGUAAUAACAAUAAUAUUUUGUAAAGACGGCUCUCCACACGACUGUAUCAUCCCAAUUGUAAACACGCCUUUAUUUUGUGGCGUGUUUUACUUUGUGCGGGCUAUCUUGUAAUCUGGAGAACACGGUAUACAUCAUGUAGGAUACAACAUAUGAGAUGGAUAAGUAGCGUGUGAUUAUGUGUAGGGAACAACGGGGCUGUUUUACUGAGAUAUAUUCAGCCGGAGCAGACUGCCUGGUCACAUCGUGGGUUGAGGGACCCCCCAAAACUAAAGCACCACCGCCAACCCCCAAAAAACUCUAACAACAGACCCUCAGCCCCCCCAGAUACAAUCGUAAUCCAGCCCUGCCUUCAACAAAUGUGAUUGUGUGCUAAAUUGUGCACUUGAUUUAUGGGUUUUGGUGGAAAGAUGAUUUCACCGCCCCCCCCCCCCCAAAAAAAAUGUCAAUGUUGAACAUUUGCAAAAUCUGGCUGUUUUCAACAGAACAUAUUUUGUGCUUUUGGCCAAUUUUUGGAAGCAAUCACCACUCUGCUGCCAAUACAUGGAUCAGGCCCCAUGUGCUCACUGCUUGACGCAUGCAGCUUAAUUUAGAUAUAUAUUUUUAAGGUGCACAUAUAUUUUGUAAACCGUGCAGAAUAUAUAAUUUUUUUUACCAAAAAAAGAAAAAAACAUCCCAAACAACCCACUGCCACCGAUUUAUUGUCAUUAACUAUAAUUUAAUUAAGCCGAUUCGUAAUACAGUUCUUUUUAACAAUGUUUUCUAUGGAUGAUUUGUUUAUACUUUGAUUAUCUUAAAU
This is a messenger RNA of Lethenteron reissneri (Far Eastern brook lamprey), 2641 nucleotides long. Its product is annotated as collagenase 3-like. Gene Ontology annotation, molecular function: zinc ion binding; metalloendopeptidase activity. The record is from RefSeq and is a predicted model, not a curated record. Gene Ontology annotation, biological process: proteolysis; collagen catabolic process; extracellular matrix organization. Lineage: Eukaryota; Metazoa; Chordata; Hyperoartia; Petromyzontiformes; Petromyzontidae. Gene Ontology annotation, cellular component: extracellular matrix.